AAUCGACGCCUUUCUUCGAUCUUCUUCACAGACGACACACCAUUGAUAAAUCUCCAUCGUAGAAAGUUUUAUCUAACUGUUUGAUCGAGCUGAUCAACGAUGAAAAUUGACAACGCUAGAGAAGAAAAGAAGAAAAAAGGACAGAAACGCAAGCACCAGCAGAAUGAUCAAGCUGAUAUGGAAAUGUUAAAACUUCGAGCUGCUCUAGAGGGAAAACAUAGAAGCAAUGGUUCUACUGUUUUAAAGUCUGCUAAAGCUCAAAAACGCCAGAAAUCAGAAGACUCAGAAGAUGAAUUUUACAGACAAGUGAAACAGAAACAAGAAGCUAAAAAAGCUGCCAAAGCAGAAAUCUAUUCAAGGAAACCAUAUUUGAUCCCGUCAUCGCCAGAUCUGGUGGAUGGAAGACGAUUGAUUUCAAAUCAGAUGGCUAGUAACAGAGGAUUGACCCGGAAACGCAACAAGGACCAUAAAAACCCGAGAAAGAAGUACCGGGAUCAGCACAAGAAAAUAGUCAUUAACCGCAAAGGACAGGUCAGAGAUAUCAGGACGCAAGUGGGUCCAUAUGCAGGAGAAACUCGCGGUAUCAAUCCCUACACAAGCCGCAGCAUCCGAAUCAAGAACUAA
Arabidopsis thaliana (thale cress) is the source of this 624-nucleotide messenger RNA. RefSeq names its product something about silencing protein. The record is from RefSeq and is marked reviewed. Gene Ontology annotation, cellular component: nucleus. Bases 100 to 624 code for a protein of 174 amino acids. The transcript is spliced from 5 exons. Lineage: Eukaryota; Viridiplantae; Streptophyta; Magnoliopsida; Brassicales; Brassicaceae.